AUGCACAUCUUACCAUGGGCUCAAAAGCUCCCCUCAGCUGCGGAACAGGAGGAUCAUGCUGCAUCCACGGCUGAGGCGGCGUCGAUGCAAAACGACAACCGUGUCGUACACUUCGCUACUUCCCCUUCUUCUGUUCCUAAUAGGUCAAAGUUAAUAAGAAAUGUGUUUGCUGCUACUACAUUGCUCCUUCCCGUCCUUUUUGUCUACUUUUGUCUUUCUUCAAGGAGCAAAGGGAAACCGCCAGGACUGCUACGGCGGCGACUCGCAAGCAUUGGCGAUGACGGAACAAAUAUAUUCGGCUUCAGACAGUCUGCGGAGGAAUGCGAGCAGUUUCUAUCAGCAAAUAUUCCGGUUUACGAUGAAAAUACCGUGGGCCGUACAUAUUCCGCAGCGGCCUGGGAGGAGUUACCGCCCACAGAAAAUAACAGAGAAAGCAGGCUGAGGAAGCGUAAGAGCCCUAUCGAUGGGGAAGGAUACUGGGAAAUGCAGGAUCCCUGGAUGCUGGACACACUGCCAUCAACGCAAGUCGCAGACUCACCAGAUCCCUUCAUGGAGCUACAACCUCCAAGCAAGAAGCGCACUUCAGCGCCUGCUGGCAACUUCUCAGACCAUCUGCACGCCACGCCGAAUGAAUUCAUGAGUAACCGAAAGUUAGAGUUGAGUGGAACAGCUGAGGAGACAAUGGCUGAGUUCGGGAGCACCAUGAUGCCAGGAAAUCCUAAUAGCUGGCCUUUCAACUCUCUGCUCGACGUAGAAGAUGCUUCACCAGACUGCGUGUCGGAGCAGAACAACGGUGAGGUGAAACUUAGCGACGUUGCGAGAGGCACUUCAGGUGAAGGGGCAGCUGUUUUAUCCUGUGAGCUCGGUGAGCAAGGCAUCCAAGGAGCGGACAUCCUUGAGCUCGAAAAUUUUUUGGAGAGUUACAAUUUGCCUCCUAAUCAUUGCCCUGAAGCGGCCAAUACGGAGCCACUGCAGGAGCUUCCAGCAUUCCUUCCGCCGUCACACAUUCCAGAUCCCACAUCCCACGACAUACGAUUGAAUUCUCAAAAAAGCGUCAACGCCACACUGUGCAGUAAUUACGAAUCAACUUCUGAUGAGCUGCUCCUUACCCUGUUAAUGGAGUUGGAAUAUUACUUACCAGGCGGCACCGUGGAACAGCAAAAUAGCAAUGGGCAGCAUCUUGAUUUUGCACUUGACAGCUCAAGGGAGGAAGGUAUCGGCCUGCCGUUCGACGCGCUGACCAAUCAAGGCAUCCAAGAUAUUCAAAACGCAGGCGUCCUUCAGCCUGAUGAGACUGUGGGAAGUAACUACUUGAUUUCUGGACAAUGUGAUGGCGACGCCGUCAGCAUGGCGCCACUGCAGGGACUUCCGCCCUAUUCACUGCCGCCACGUAUCCCAGAAUCUACGUCUCAAGAAAAAGACUUGCGUUCCAAGCAAAACGUCGGAGCCAUGCUGUGCGGUGGCCCCAAGGCAAGAGAGUGUGAUGAGUGGUUUGCUCAACUGGACCAAUUGGGAAAUUCAUCACCAAGCAGCGCCGUGGAACAGCAAAAUAGCAGGAAUCUGCAUCCUCGACUUGCACUUGACAGUUCAAGGAAGGAAGCCGUUGGCUUGCCCUUUGACGAGCUAGCAAAUGAAGGCAGCCAAGGUAUUCAAAACGCAGGCAUCCUUCAGCCUGGUGAGACUGCUGGAAGUAAAUAUCUGUUUUCUGGACAAUGUAAGGGCGAAGCCGUUAAUAUGGCGCCACUGCAGGGACUUCCGCCCUAUCCACUGCCGUCACACAUUCCACAUUCUACAUUUCGAAACGUAGGAUGUGAAGUGUGUCGACUGCCGUCACGCAUUCCAGAUUCUACAUAUCCAGACCUAGAAUGCAAAGUACGUGACAACUGUGAACAAGGCGGAAGUCCCUACAGUGGUGACACACUGACAGCUUCGCCCUUCGAAGAAUUGAGUUCCGAGGAAAACAUCGACACCAUGUGCGGUGAGCUGAAGUCAAGGGAGGGUGAUAAGUGGCUUGCUCACCUGCUGGACCAGAUGGGAAAUUCAUCACCAAACAUCGCCGUGGGGCAGAAAAAUAGCAGGAAUCUGCUUCCUGGCUUUGCAGUUGGCAGUUCAGGAAAUGGAGGCUUUGGCUCAGACCCCAGCUUGCUGGCGAACCACAGCACCCAAGGAGUAGGCAUUCUUCAGUCUGGAAGGUCUUCGGAGAAACAUCAUUUUAUUCCUGGGCAGGAUUAUGGACAAGUUGUCAAUGUGAUGAUGCCGGUGCAGGGGAGUGCCCCCCCUUUAGUGCCCCCAUACGUUCCAGACUUUACAACUCAUGACAGCGCGCCCAAUGCCCAGCAAAAUGUACUUCUCGGUUCCAGCAUAGAGCCAUGGAAUAGUGCCUUUGCAUUUUUGCCCACAUUUUAUGAUCCCACGAAUGCGACCAUGGUAUCCGCAGCGCUUCCGCCUACAAAUUGUCAGGCAAGAGCAGCAUCUGGAUCUCGUGAAACCUCAACUAGGGAAGCCGUCAUUUCAGAUGAGGCGUGCAGACAACACCCAUACUGGCGACUACCGAAGGUCAGCCAAAAACUAGAACAUGAGAGGUUUUCUUGGGAAAAGGCAUUGUUCAACAAUUGCCGUGAAAAACUUGUUGAUUUGCUAAUGCCUAUUCGCGAAUUGCUAGUGAAGCCUGAACUCGAAGAAAAAGAGCUUGUAACCCUCAUAAAACUAGGAGAAAAGCUCCUAAACGAAGUGGUUUGGUCAACAAGCAUUGGCACUGGGUCGGACAUUUCCUGGAAAGUAGCACAAGGGUUGGGACGUCGUUUUCUUGUCGCGGACUACUUGUGGUGCAUCUGUGAAGUGGUCGGGCCGCCAAUGGAGAAGGACUCAUGGUGGGACAAGCUGAUGGGAAAGUAUCUACAUAUUGGCUACUUAAAGUCCUAUGCCAGUUCAAAAUCACGUGGUCUCUCUGAUCUCGUUAAGCGACUUAUAUCUGCUAUCGAUGAAUACCGGAAAGGGAAGCGUCCUCAACCACGUGAUGUAGUAAUGUUGAAACAGGAGAUUUUUUUCAAAUUACACUGUCGCUCAUGGUUUAGAGAUCCAUGUUGGGAGCCCUGGAGACAGGACAACAAUGCACUAUAUUUAGGCAGCUCUUAA
Molecule: messenger RNA, 3135 nt
Organism: Eimeria tenella
Lineage: Eukaryota; Apicomplexa; Conoidasida; Eucoccidiorida; Eimeriidae
Exons: 3
Coding region: 1-3135 (1044 amino acids)
Source: RefSeq, a predicted model, not a curated record